Messenger RNA from Tachysurus vachellii, 1714 nucleotides. RefSeq names its product wingless-type MMTV integration site family, member 4b (gene wnt4b). Bases 533 to 1609 code for a protein of 358 amino acids. Gene Ontology annotation, cellular component: extracellular region. The record is from RefSeq and is a predicted model, not a curated record. The transcript is spliced from 8 exons. Gene Ontology annotation, molecular function: frizzled binding; cytokine activity. Lineage: Eukaryota; Metazoa; Chordata; Actinopteri; Siluriformes; Bagridae. Gene Ontology annotation, biological process: canonical Wnt signaling pathway; multicellular organism development; cell fate commitment.
CUGAAUGAAGCAGAAGCUGAUUGGACAGAAACCUGAGUAUAAAUCACAGGAGAGCUUUUAAUUAUCAUUGGAUUGGUUUGUUACAUUUAGUUGUUAUUAUUAUUGGAUGGUUGCCGUGGUGCUGUGGACAGGUGAGUUUUACUUCCUCAUUCCAUUAUACUUCACUUACUGGUGAUGUCAUAAUACAUGUCCAUGUCUAAGACUGCCUUAAUGUGCUUUUAGUAAUUACUCAGAUUAAUUCAGAACACAUUGUGUGUGUGUGAGUGAUAACUUCAGAACUGCUAAUGAUUUCAAAUCAUUUUUGACAGAUAUGAGGGGAAAAUCCCCGGCACUGCACCCCAGAGAAUGAGACAGACAGACUGAUGGACAGACACCUAAUGACAAAAAAUAGACAGAAUAAUAGAUAGAUGGACAGACACUUAGAUGCUCAUACAAACUGACGGACAGAUUAAAAUAUACUCAGUAUAGAUAGAGUGAUAGACAGACAAGCAGACAGACCACUAGAAGGACUGACAGAGGGAUAGACAGUCUGAUGCCCACAGUCUCUUCUGUCAUUCAUCCAGGACGAUGCCUCCUGUUGUUGCUAUGGGCAACCCAUCUCACCAUGGCAACCAACUGGCUUUCUCUGGUGCGUGUGCCACGCUCUCGGCCCGUGUCUGGUUCAGGGGUGUGUGUUCGUCUGCGGGGUCUGUCUGUGGGGCAGGUGGGAGUGUGUAGGGCACGAGCGGAAGUGAUGGAGUCUGUACGCAGAGCGUCUGAGAUGGUCAUCGACGAGUGUCAGCAUCAAUUCCGUAAUCGGAGGUGGAACUGCUCUACUACUCCUCGUGGUGUUAAUAUCUUUGGCCGUGUUAUGUAUCAAGGGACACGGGAGGCAGCUUUUGUCCAUGCCCUCUCCUCUGCAGCUGUCGCCGUUGCAGUGACGCGAGGCUGCAGCCGAGGGGAGCUGGAGAGGUGCGGCUGUGACCGUAAGGUCAGGGGAGUUAGUCCUGAGGGGUUUCAGUGGUCGGGGUGUUCUGAUAAUCUGUCAUACGGUGUUGCGUUCUCUCAGACGUUCGUCGAUGAGCCUGAGCGACUGAAGGGCACAUCAUCGGGCCGACCGCUAAUGAAUAUCCACAAUAAUGAAGCAGGACGGAAGGCUAUCCUCCACAACAUGCAGGUGGAGUGUAAAUGUCAUGGUGUUUCGGGGUCCUGUGAGCUCAGAACCUGCUGGAAGGUGAUGCCUCCUUUCCGCAGAGUCGGCGCUGUACUGAAGGAAAGGUUCGACGGAGCAACAGAGGUGCGUUUGACUCGUAUCGGUUCUCGUGCCGCUCUACUGCCCAAGGACCCUGAUGUGAAGCCGCCUGCUGCCCGAGAUCUCGUCUACUUGGCCACCUCUCCUGAUUUCUGUCGCUUGGACCCUGAGAACGGCAUUCUGGGAACAGCUGGCCGCCGCUGCAAUGGAACAUCACGUUUAGCCCCAGACAGCUGUGAGCUGCUGUGCUGUGGUCCGGGUUUCCGCUCGGGGCGAGCCGAAGUGGUUCAGCGCUGUUCCUGUAAAUUCUCAUGGUGCUGCUCGGUUCGGUGUCAGCAGUGCAGAAACACAGUGCUCAUACACACCUGCAGAGAGUGACACACACACACACACACACAAACAAACAGAUGACUAACUACAUGAGACGAUGCCUUAAGGCGGAGAAUAACCCUGUAACCCCAGCUGUAGUGUGGAAAAGUGUAA